AUGGUGCCCCCCCCAGCAGCAGCAGCAACAGCAGCAGCAGCAGCAGCAGCAAAUCACUUGAUGAGCUGGGCCCUUCAUAUGCAUCUGGACCUCACUUUUGCUUCUGCUGCUGCUGCUGCUGCUGCUGCUGCUGCUGUAGGGCGGAGUGUUGAAGGCCGGCCCAUCCAUGCCUACCGAGUGGGGGGUAUCCUGAGGCUGCAGCAACAGCAGCAGCAGCAGGAGCAGCAGCAACAGCAGCAGAAACAACAGCAACAGCAAGAGGAGCAGCCACAGCCACCCCAGCAGCAGCCGCAGCAACAGCCGCCGCACCAGCACCAGCAGCAGCAGCAGCAGCAGCAGCAGCAGCAAGAUUUUCCUGCAGUGUUAGUGACGGGCAUGCAUCAUUCUCGCGAGCCCUUUAGUAUGGUGUUUUGUAUAUUUACAAUAGCGCGUUUGCUUGAGGACUUUACUGCAGGCGACGCUGCUGCGGUGUAUUUGCUGCUGACGAGGGAGUGGUGGGUUGUGCCGAUGCUAAACCCAGACGGUUACGCAGCAAUAGAGUGGACAGGCAACACUUCUAUACGCAAGAACCGUCGGCUGCCUCAGCGCGUCGUUCGUCCGUUUGAAGACUUCGGCGUAGAUUUAAACCGGAACUACGACUUCGCCUUCAAGUCCUUCGGAGAGGUCCCUGAAGAAUAUGGAGGCCCCUACCCCUUCAGCGAGCCCGAGACAAGGGCAGUCAAAUGCCUCGUCGAACGCUAUGAACUGCAGCAGAAGCAGCAGCAGCCGCAGCAACAGCCGCAGCAACAGCCGCAGCAGCAGCAGCAGCAGCAACAACAACAACAGCAACAACAACAGCAACAACAACAACAGCAACAACAACAGCAACAGCAACCACAACAACAACAGCAACAGCAACAGCAGCAACAGCGACAGCGACAGCAGCAACAGCGACAGCAACAGCAGCAGCAGCAGCAGCGACAGCAGCAGCAGCAGCGGGAAGAUUUGGAGUGUAUAGGGAACUACACGACAGGUCAUUUUACUGCUGCUUUGAAUUAUCAUACAUACGGGGACGUCUGGACACAUCCGUUUAAUUGCUGCAGAGACAUGCAGCUGCCGCCUUGGGCUAAAGAUGUAUUUGCUGAGCUCAAACUAACUCUGAUAUUUUGGUCACCGCCUCAGCAGCAGCAGCAGCAGCAGCAGCAGGAUAAAUCAAUGCAGCACAGCUGCAGCGUCAGCAAAAGCAAUAGAAAAAUCAAAAGCCGCACCAGCAGCACCAGCAGCACGAGCAGCAGCACCAGCAGCACGAGCAGCAGCACCAGCAGCAGCAGCACGAGCAGCACGAGCAGCAGCACGAGCAGCAGCAGCAGCAGCAGCAGCAGCAGCAGGAUGAAGAGAGAAGCAGAUGACUGGCUGCUAGCAGCAAAAGAUAUAGCUUCAAUAAGCCCCGAGAUAGGCGAAGAGAAAGGAGGCUUCUGGCAGGCAGCUUUGCUGCAGCAGCUAGCAGCAGGUGGAGGCAGACCUGCAUUUAAUUAUGCUCAGCUGCAAGCUGUUGCUGACAGAGCAGGAGAUGAGUUUGCUGCUAGAAGCAAACGAAACACUACUGAUAAAAGAUACAUUCAAAUGCUGCUGCAGCACCACCUCCACGCGCAGCAAAUGCUCCAACAGCAGCAGCAGCAGCAACAGCAGCAGCAGCAGCAGCAGCAGCAGCAGACACAGACACAGCGCACUGCAAAGAAUACACAAAAUGUCAAACAGCAGCAGCAGCAGCAACAGCAGCAGCAACAGACAGAAGAAAAUAAACAACAUAUUGUAGAAGACCCAGAGUUGUGGGAGACGCGAACAAUAGAAAUAAGCAACAACGGUUUGAGCGGGCCUUCUACUCCGCUGCAGCUGGUAGUUAUAUCAGGGUCUCUGCUGCCGAUCUCGCUUACACCUGAGAAGGUUCAGGGGCUUCUUGCUGCAGCAGCAGAUGCUGCGCUACCGCUGCUGCACUGUCCCUCCAACCCGAGGUUUGCUGGCAGCAGAAUUAAGUUUGACUUCGGUGGGGCUUAUCGCAGGCUGCAGCGCCGCUAUAACUCUCUCCCUUCGAGCAGCAGAAGCCUUCAAAGAAUGCAGCAGCAGCAGCAGCAGCAGCAGCAGCAGCAGCAGCAGCAGGGGCAGCUGCAGCAGGGGCAGACACCUGUGCAAGAAGAGGAGACGAAGCGAGAACUCCAGAAGAAGCAAAUGAAUCAGCAGCAGCAGCAGCAAGAAGAGAUCCAGCAGCAGAAGCAGCAGCAAAAUUUAAAGCAGCUGCAGCAGGAGCGGGAGCAGCAGCAAGCCUUCGAUAAGCUGCUGCAGGAGGAAGGCAUCCGUGCUGCUGCUGCAAUGCAGCAGGCUCAAGAGGCUCUCUCUGUUUUUCAGGGGGGCUUCCCUGGGCAGCAAACAGCAGCACCAGCAGCAGCACCAGCAGCAGCACCAGCAGCAGAAGCAGCUGCAGCAGCAGACACAGCAAACGGCGCUGCUUCGGUUGUUGGCGAUCAAGCGAGCCCCGAGGCGACAGCAGCAGCAACAGCAGCAACAGCAGCAACAGCAGCAGAAACAGAAGCAGCAGCACGUAUUGCUGUUGAAGCAGCAGCAAAAGGUUUGAUGGUUGCUGCAGAAGACACAAAUGAAAGUUUGCUGCUGCUGCUAUCCGAAGGGGGACAGCUGAGACAAAACGGAGACUCCAAGACUUUAGGCUCGCAGCACACUCUACCCCUCGCGUUGCUGCGGCUGCCUUACCUUGGGGGUCGUGUGAAGCCCAGCGGUUUUAUUAAUUCAAUACGCUAUCAAAUAGCAACACAACGUGUCUCCAAACAGCAGCAGCAAGGCGGUGCUGUUGCUGCACUUUGUGUGCUGCAGCUGGUGCCGCAGCUCUUCGCGGAGACAGCUGAUACGCAUCCCCUUUGCCUGGACGGUGCUGCUGCUGCAACCGAGUGGUACCAGCAGCAGCAACAGCAACAGCAACAGCAGCAGCAGCAGCAGCAGCAGCAGCAGCUAGUGCCGCGGCGGCAGCAGCAAGGCCGAUUGAAAGCUGCUGUUGCGGGGGGAAGUACAGACAGCUGGACGGACCCCUUAUUAAACCAUGAGGCGCUAGGAGAAGACAUCUUUGUUCUAUCCACUUUGCUGCUGCUGCACUUGGUGCUGCUUCUCAUUGCUGGUCGCUACGUUAUCUUAGCCUAG
Molecule: messenger RNA, 3183 nt
Organism: Eimeria acervulina
Lineage: Eukaryota; Apicomplexa; Conoidasida; Eucoccidiorida; Eimeriidae
Product: zinc carboxypeptidase, putative
Exons: 12
Coding region: 1-3183 (1060 amino acids)
Biological process (GO): proteolysis
Molecular function (GO): metallocarboxypeptidase activity; zinc ion binding
Source: RefSeq, a predicted model, not a curated record